Molecule: messenger RNA, 1143 nt
Organism: Vitis vinifera (wine grape)
Lineage: Eukaryota; Viridiplantae; Streptophyta; Magnoliopsida; Vitales; Vitaceae
Product: S-type anion channel SLAH1
Exons: 2
Coding region: 25-1143 (372 amino acids)
Biological process (GO): transmembrane transport; intracellular monoatomic ion homeostasis
Cellular component (GO): membrane
Molecular function (GO): voltage-gated monoatomic anion channel activity
Source: RefSeq, a predicted model, not a curated record
UGUGUCCCAGUUUUUUUAUUAUCAAUGGCCAGCACUCAAUCCGAGAUCGAGAUUGUGGUCGACGCAUCCCCCGUUGCUGCGCAAGAACACCGUCGCCUCUUCAUCAUCGUCGCAAAACGAUCCAUAUCGUCCGUCUUAACCAGGUUCCAUGCAGGUUACUUCAGAAUAAGUCUCUCUCUGGGAGGUCAAACCUUGCUAUGGAAGACGCUUAUCGAUCCAUCUCAUGGCUCAAACCCUCCUUGGCGUCUGCUCCAAACACUCCCUCCCCUGUGUUUCAUUCUCUUGUGGUCUCUGGCACUCUUCACUAAUGUUUUACUCUCUCUUCUAUACAUUUCCAGAUGCUUCUUUCGAUUUCGCAUGGUGGAGGCAGAGUUCUUGCACCAUGUUGGGGUUAACUACUUUUUUGCCCCCUGGAUUUCGUGGUUCCUCCUGCUCCAAUCUGCCCCUUUCGUUGCUCCAAAUACAGUUUCCUAUCUGGUUCUGUGGUGGGUUUUCGCAGUUCCGGUCGUGACGCUGGACGUGAAAAUCUACGGACAGUGGUUUACCAAAGGAAAGCAGUUUCUGACCCUGGUGGCGAAUCCGACGAGUCAGUUGUCGGUCAUCGGAAACCUGGUAGGGUCACGAGCGGCAGCUCAGAUGGGGUGGAAAGAGAGCGCUGUUUGCUUGUUCUCGCUUGGAAUGGUUCACUACUUGGUGCUUUUUGUAACUCUUUACCAGAGAUUGCCCGGAGGCGACCGUCUCCCGGCGACUCUGCGGCCGGUUUUCUCUCUGUUCGUUGCAGCGCCGAGCAUGGCGAGCUUGGCUUGGGAAUCCAUAGCUGGACGCUUCGAUACGGCAUCGAAGAUGCUGUUGUUUCUGUCGCUGUUCCUCUUCGCGUCUCUGCUUUGCAGGCCAACCCUGUUCAAGAAAUCAAUGAGGAGAUUUAGUAUUGCAUGGUGGGCUUACUCUUUUCCAGUAACCAUCCUGGCCCUAGCUGCCACGGACUAUGCAGAAGAGGUGAAGACUGGCAUCGCACGUGGUCUCAUGCUCCUUCUAACCGCACUCUCUGUUCUAAUCUUCAUGAGCUUGACCCUCCUCACUGCAUUCAACUCCAGAAUGCUUUUACCGGACGACGAUCCCAUCGUUUGUCUUUCUGUUCAUUAA